Messenger RNA from Rotaria sordida, 1284 nucleotides. Lineage: Eukaryota; Metazoa; Rotifera; Eurotatoria; Philodinida; Philodinidae. The record is from the annotation of a GenBank genome assembly.
AUGAAAUCUCAAGCUGUACUUCGUCUAUGUUAUUCAACUGUUCGUCAAAAUCCAGCUAUUUGUACAGCAUAUCAGUCACGACGUUGGAUUAGUUUACAUGAAUAUCAAAGCAAAAAAAUUCUAAAUGAUAGUAAUCUUAAUGUUCAACGUUUUCAAGUUGUUGAAAAUCCUCAAGAAGCUAAACGUGCUGGAGAAGAAUUAAUGAAAACAAUUGCUAAAGAAUUAGUUAUUAAAGCACAAAUUUUAGCUGGUGGUCGUGGUAAAGGUACAUUUGAUAGUGGAUUACAAGGUGGUGUUAAACUUACAAAAGACCCAGUUGAAUGUGGAAAUCUUGUUAAACAAAUGAUUAAACAUCGUCUUGUUACAAAACAAACACCACCGGAAGGUGUUGAAGUACAAAAGGUUAUGGUUGCUGAAGCAUUAGAUAUUGAACGUGAAACAUAUUUAGCUAUUUUACUUGAUCGUGCAUAUGGUGGUGCUGUAUUAAUGGGUUCACCAAUGGGUGGUGUUGAUAUUGAAGAAGUAGCAGAAAAACAUCCGGAUCAAAUUUUUACUAUCGCUAUUGAUCCAAUGACUGGUAUGACAAAAGAACAAGCUUUAAAUAUGGCAAAAAAACUUAAUUUUAAAAAUAAAUUAGCUGAUGAAGCAGCAGAUCAAAUUCUUAAAUUAUAUAAAUUAUUUUUAAAAUAUGAUUGUACACAAAUAGAAAUUAAUCCAUUUGGUGAAACACCUGAUAAACGAGUUAUCAAUUUUGAUGCUAAAUUAAGUUUUGAUGAUAAUGCAAAAUUUCGUCAAAAAGCUGUUUUUGAUAUGGAAGAUACAAGUGAAAGUGAUCAACGUGAAGUUGAAGCAACUAAUGCUGGUUUAAAUUAUAUUGGUUUACAAGGAAAUAUUGGUUGUCUUGUUAAUGGUGCUGGUUUAGCUAUGGCUACAAUGGAUAUUAUUAAAUUAUAUGGUGGACAACCAGCUAAUUUUCUUGAUGUUGGAGGUGGUGUAAGAGAAGAACAAGUACUUGACGCUUUUAAAAUUCUUUUUAGUGAUCAGCAAGUUAAAGCUGUACUUGUCAAUAUAUUUGGUGGUAUUGUUAAUUGUGCUAUAAUUGCAAAUGGAAUUGAAAAAGCAUGUAAAAAACUUGGUUUAAAAAUUCCUCUUGUUGUUCGUUUACAAGGAACAAAUAUGGAUGAAGCUCGUCGUAUACUUGAUCAAAGUUCAUUUCCUAUUACAGCUGAAAAUGAUUUUGAAAAAGCUGCUCAAAAAGUUGUUUCAUUAGUAAAAAAACAAUAA